UUUCCCUUUCCCUAUCCUGCCUCUCUUCUUCAUCAGGUCCUUGCUCUUUGAGGAAAUUAUAAAAUAUGCUUAUGGACCCAAACGACGUAGAGGUUGCCCACCCACCAAGUGAUGGCGUAUCGUCGAUGGCAUUCUCCCCUACCAACGAUCAUUUGGCUGUAGCUUCGUGGGAUCACCAGGUGCGUAUAUAUGGCGUCCAGUCAGCAACUGGAAGCACGACCCCUAUAGCAGCCUAUGAGCAUCAAAAUCCCGCCUUGUCAGUGGCAUGGUGCAGAGAUGGCAAUAGAGUAAUUUCCGGCGGAGCAGAUAACACUGCACGCAUGUACGACGUAAUUCGAGGACAAGCAAUUCAAAUAGCACAACAUGCUGCGCCUGUCAAAAGUGUCAAGGUUUUGGGAGGUUUGGGAGACAAUGUUAUUGCUACGGCCAGCUGGGAUCAAACGCUCAAAUACUGGGAUACACGAUCGCCUCAGCCUAUUGCAACGGUACAGCUGCCAGAUCGAUGCUAUGUGAUGGAUACGGUUGAUCAGUUGUUGGUUGUGGGAACUGCAGAGAGACACGUGUGUAUCUUUGAUCUGAAGAAUCCCACCGUAAUUUACAAGCAAACUGUCUCGCCGCUAAAGUGGCAAACCAGAGCAAUUGCUUGCUUUCCGGACGCUAAAGGCUUUGCAAUCGGAUCCAUCGAAGGACGCAUCGGUAUCCAGUAUGUGGAUCCCCGAGAUCACGCGAAAAACUUUUCUUUCAGAUGCCAUCGCGACGAAAAGACAAAGCAAGUAUUUGCUGUCAAUGAUAUUUCGUUUCAUCCUACAUUCGGCAGCUUUUCCACUUGCGGCAGUGAUGGUACCACGUCUUUCUGGGAUAAGGAUUCGCGCCAACGGUUGAAGCUAUUCUCUAAGGUUCAAUGCACUGUCUCUUGCACAGCAUUCAAUCGUAAUGGGAAUCUUCUCGCCUAUGCGGUUAGCUAUGAUUGGUCGCAGGGAUAUAAGAAAGCACCAUCGCCAUCUGGUACAAAUCCAAACAAGAUUGGGCUUCAUGCCGUAAUAGGUGAUGAGGCCAAAACAAAAAAGAAACGAUGAACUUUUCGCUGCUCCCUUUUCAUCUGCACACUUACACACGCAAAUUCUAUCUCUCACCCGAUGCAAUCCUCUUUCCCCUUUCAGAACACUCGUAUCAUAUUUCUCCUCCCAGUAGUACUCAAAAAGAAUUAUGGAAAAUAGUACUGCUCACCCAUUUGCAUUAGCAAACAGAAACCUAUUACCAGCACCUUCUAUUAUUUCCCCCAGAAUAAAAAAUUCUCCCUGCCUUUUAUUGUUUAAACGCUGGUCCGAACAAACAAAAUGUUUGGCUCUUCAAUACAUAUUUUUAAAGGACGUGACAUGAGUUAUUAUAUCACGUGCAACAG
Messenger RNA from Zychaea mexicana, 1402 nucleotides. Its product is annotated as WD40-repeat-containing domain protein. Gene Ontology annotation, molecular function: ubiquitin binding; RNA binding. Bases 66 to 1076 code for a protein of 336 amino acids. The record is from RefSeq and is a predicted model, not a curated record. Gene Ontology annotation, cellular component: nuclear pore. The transcript has 8 exons. Lineage: Eukaryota; Fungi; Mucoromycota; Mucoromycetes; Mucorales; Lichtheimiaceae. Gene Ontology annotation, biological process: RNA export from nucleus; transcription-dependent tethering of RNA polymerase II gene DNA at nuclear periphery.